Physcomitrium patens is the source of this 1877-nucleotide messenger RNA. RefSeq names its product putative 38.1 kDa protein. Lineage: Eukaryota; Viridiplantae; Streptophyta; Bryopsida; Funariales; Funariaceae. Gene Ontology annotation, cellular component: cytoplasm. The record is from RefSeq and is a predicted model, not a curated record.
GCGGUUCACAGUGCUUGCGAUGAGCUCCGGGAGCUCAUUUACAGACAAACGAGGGGUAUCUCGAGGUCGUGGAUGUGGAUGCAUUCGUUGAGCUGGGAGCUGCUGGCGGGGUGAUCGGGGCAGGAAGCGGCGAUUGUUGGGUUCCUCUGUGGAUAUAUAUAUUAUCCCUCGGAAUGCGCUGUUGCCGGGAUCGUGUUGAUGCGCUGAAGCUGGUGGGUUUGCGCGAGCAGACAGGGAAUCUUUCGUCAGUUUGGACGAGGUUGAGCGCUUGUGGCGCCGUAGCGCUGGAAAUGUGCGUGGCUGCGAGGAUUGAAGUGUUGUUGCUCCCCUAGUGUGAAGGACCCGGGUGUGUGAGAAGGCCAUUGAGUUGGGCCUGCCUUCUUUGGGUUCCCAUAACCCAAUUGGGUAGCUAUGGGGAAUUGUCUCCGGGUGUGUGCUGGAGAUGAUUCGGACUCCGAGAACACAACCUAUCAAGGUUAUCAAGGUUCCUAUGGAUCUUUUGAGGAACCGCCGCACCGCCCGAUCGUGGUUACCUUGGAUGGGUAUAGUGCGUUUACUCGAGAUUUACAAGAAUUCAAAACCACAAAGAAGUUGCCUCCUGAAUUGAGCAACUGGGUCUCUGUGUCCAAACGCCAUCAAACCAACUGGUAUCAAAUGCUUUUGGAUGCUUGGGACACCACAAGACCAAUUCCAGCAACUGCGGGACAGGUUAGAGUUCUGAUUAUACGGACGCUUGAAGGUCGCAUCCACGGCUAUGAGCUCCAGAGUUUACUGCAGUUUUAUCAUCUCAACAAUUUGCCUCCAGAACCAAAAAAGCCUCAAGUGCCUCAAGUGCCUCAAGAGCCGCAAGUACCUAAAAAGCCGCAUGUGAAACAAGAGCCACAAGUACCCAAAAAGCCGCAUGUGAAACAAGAGCCACAACCAUCUAGAAAGCCGCAAGUGUCUCAAAAGCCAGAACGGCCUCGAGGGACUAAAUAUCCUACAGUCGAACCUGACGUAGAAUACGUCAUUGUCACCAUGCCUAUUAAGAAAAACUGUGUCGGAGACGGAGACGGAUUCACUGCAUUUGUGGAAGUUGAUAAGGAUUCAAGAGAGAAGUAUCAAUUACCAGAGGAGAUAAAGGAUAACGUGAAGAAGAGGCGGGAUGCCCUCGCCCGGCACGACACCGCAACUGUGAAUGAAAUGAACAACAGCAUGAGGAGAUCGGGAUACAAGGUAAUUAACGGUCACAAGUUGGUACGCGUAUACCGGAUCCGCUUGAAGGGUGUGGAUGCCCCAGAACUCGGACAACCCUUUGGUGAUGAAGCGAAACAAAUCCUUGCUGAGAUUGUGCAAGAUUGUAAGCUCUCUAUCCAAGUGUACUACAAAGACAUAUACGAUAGAGAAGUUGGAGAUGCUUAUGUUUGCGACACUGGCAUUUUCGUUCAGGAGGAACUCCUCAAGAAGGGAGCUGCACAUCAUCAUAGAGUUUUUGAUUGUCGCCCAAAUUUUGCGAAGUGGGAAGCAGCUGCCAGAGCUGCUCGUGUUGGCUUAUGGGCCGCUGCACAUAUUGAGACGCCUUGGGAUUAUAAGAAAAAGGACAGCCAGAAACGCAACAACAGGGGAGGUGGCUAGACUGUUGAUACUGCUGAAGUUUGGAGCAAGUUGUCAACCAGGAAAUGGUUUAAAUUCCAUGAGUUGAGGUAUUUAAAUUUGCUCCAGACAAGGAGGAAUUGGAGAGUGUUAUUGUUAUCCUCUUCUUUUUCUUUUUUUUUUCUUUUUUUUUUUUUUUUGUUCCCCCCCCCCCCAUCCCCCCCUUCCAAAGCACCUGAUUGUAAUUUUUUGUAUACUUGCCAAUCUAGUGUACAGCACUAAUGGACCUCUCCAUAUUUUGAUAA